This is a messenger RNA of Zophobas morio, 1349 nucleotides long. RefSeq lists its product as uncharacterized. Gene Ontology annotation, molecular function: protein binding. The transcript has 6 exons. The record is from RefSeq and is a predicted model, not a curated record. The coding region runs from base 31 to 1245 and encodes 404 amino acids. NCBI's taxonomy places the organism in Eukaryota, Metazoa, Arthropoda, Insecta, Coleoptera, Tenebrionidae.
GGCGCCAAAUUCAAACUUCAAAUUAACGGAAUGAGUCUACGCAAACCGAAGGAUAAAGAUAAAGUGAAGGGCCUGCCCCAGAGAAAAUCUAUGGCGGGGCCCACCUUGCUGAGCACCUUCACCCAACCGGGGGCUAUCAGGAAAAGCAUAGCUGUUGACACGCUGGGGAAGCUAGGGGGUACUUCUUUCGAACCCGAAACUGAAACCCUCAACAUCCAACACACGUUACCCUUCAAGGACUACACGGCCUUAGAGGGAAGGAUUAAAAUGCUAUCAGUAACCGACAUCGGUAAAGAAAUCUUGUGCUGUAAAUACAACGAAGUGUUCGACUACAUCGCAGCGGGUUGUUCCGACGGCAGCAUCAUGAUGUACAGCGUCGACGGUACCUUCAGUUCUCGAUUUAUAGACGAAGACAUAGAAAAAUCAACCGCACCUGUGACAGCAAUACAACACCGUCCAGUCUCCAAAAGUUAUCCCAUCAACAACUGCUUCACCUGCACUUACGCUAAUGGUUACGUCAAGUCCUGGAACUACAACUUCGGCCAGUGUCUGUUCACAAUCAAAGAAAACAGGGAGACCUUUGGAAUCACCUACCACCCUCGAUACCCUAAGUUCGUGACCUACGGCGACGACUGCAAAAUCUAUCUUUACGAUGAGGAGAGCAAAACGCAGGAAAGGAUCCUUUCGAGCAGUAACAAUCCUAAGAUUCACGACGGCCACACGUCGAGGGUGUUCGCAGCUUGUUUUCACCCCCGAUCCAACUACGAGAUUCUUACAGGAGGGUGGGACGACGUGGUACACUACUGGGAUUUGAGGCAACCUCAUGCGAUCAGGCACUUGUCUGGUGUGCACAUGUGUGGAGAAGGAAUAGAUAUUAGUUAUAAAGGAACAGAAGUUUUGACGUGUGCCUUUCAGACUGAUAAACCUUUUCAAAUUUUUGAUUACGUCUCUGGGAAUAUGAUCGGUACUUUGGCGAAGACAGAACACAAUAGCAAGCUGUAUAUAGGGACCUACGCUUCUAAGGAUUUCGCGGUGUGUGGAGGAACUUCUCCGAAUCUUUUUAGGGUGAUAGAUUUGAGCACGUAUACGAGUGCCGCUUCUGUCCUGGGUCUGCCGUCUGCCGUCUACUCGCUGGACCUAGGGCCCCCGAAGAAGGGUGUGGCAGCGCAGCGCACCGACAUCGGAGGUUUGCCACAGAUGGCGUUCGUUUCGGCGAAAAAACUAUACCAAGUCGAUUUUACUUAAGAAUCGCUUUUUAUUGACAUGUUCAAGCGAUACAUUUUAUUUGAUUUAUACACGCUAUUGUACAAAAAAGAAACUAUCACACAAAUACACACAAAGCAAGAACA